Molecule: messenger RNA, 10374 nt
Organism: Cylindrotheca closterium
Lineage: Eukaryota; Bacillariophyta; Bacillariophyceae; Bacillariales; Bacillariaceae
Source: the annotation of a GenBank genome assembly
AUGGAUUAUUCUGCCUUACUCUCCCGUUCUCGUCAACGGAAUCUCCGCAAACCAAUAAGGAGACCUAACCGAGGAUCAGAUAACAUUUCGGAAGGUGUCCCAGCAUCAACAAUGGAUGCACAAACAACAACCAUGGCAAAAUCCCUACGACAAAAUUAUGAAUUGUCUCAUCCAGCAUCGUAUCCACCACCACGGGGAGAUGGAGGAAAUUACGAUCAAACUCAACAACAAUCACAGCAGUCAUCUCCGAUUCCAGUAUUGAAAGCGUCCUCUUCGGGUUCUCCUAUCAUUCAUAAAGUUUCGAUUACCUAUCGAGAAAUGCAAAACCCUGCGGGAAAAGCCACGAUACCACAACCGGAGGUCUCCAGUCGAGACGGCAUGCAAAAAUCCCAAUCUACUCGAGAGAUGGAGGAUAAAUACAAAGCACUCUUGAAUCGAGCCUCUAGGCGAGACGGUAUGCAAAAAUCCCAAUCUACUCGAGAGAUGGAGGAUAAAUACAAAACACUCUUGAAUCGAUCACGAAGAAGACGGCCAAAAAGACCGAAUCACCAACAGGCCCAAAAGGAUAAAUUGGAUGCUUCUUCCUAUGACAAGAAUUCUUCCUCUUCCGAUGAUCUGCCGCCACCAACACACGGCCCAGCGCACAAAGAGACAAUGGAAAGUUCUCCAGAAAGUAGGGGUAGUAGAUCGAGGAGCAAUCGCAGCAACACUAGUGCCAGAACUUAUUCGAGUCCUCAACAAGAACCGGCGCCUCAGACAGCGACUAGGGGGAGUCCAUCGAGAAGCAACCGAAGCAGUAGCAGCAUGCGAGCGGAUUCGAGUCCUCAACAAGAAACGUUGCCUCAGACAGAGACUAGGGGAAGUCCAUCGAAAAGCAACCGAAGCAGCAGCAGUGUGCGAACGGAUUCGAGUCCUCAACAAGAAACGUUGCCUCAUCUAGAGACUAGGGGGAGUCCAUCGAGAAGCAACGGAAGCAGUAGCAGCAGCGCCAGAAUAGAUCCGAGCCCUCCGUCGCAAGAGGAAUCUCGAAACAAUAACGUACCAUCUCCGCAAUCUUCAAUUCCAGUGCCACCAUCGCGAUCACAUGAAACAUCUCCAACCAGCUCAUCCCGGCUAUGUGCUGACUCGACGUUGAGUCAGAAGGCUCUGCAAAGUGAGGUUGCACCCGACGGUUCCAUGAAUAGUAGAGUUUGGGAAAUUACAGGGGAAUCUAUUGACAUCAGUGGGGCUGGUUUUUCGGUGAACAGUAGAGCGGUAAAAUUGGAAACUAGCAUGGGUGAAGCUGACGAAGCUUUUUCGCGGAGAAUUGCAGAACUGCAAGGUGAUUUGGAGGCUUCGUUAAAUAGCAGAGGAGCAGGAACGCAAGAUGACACGAUCGUUUCUUUGGGGCAGGGAUUUCCACAACAACUGGAGACGACGCCUGACGAUUACAGAAACAGUAGAACAGGCGAUGUGAGCACCGGGGAAGCUCAUGAAAUCGUUUCCAGGGGACAGGGGAAUGAAAAAGAAUGGAACGAUGGCCUUGGCAAUGACGAGGCGGAAGGGCAAGCAUCAUUUCAAGAAUCACCAUUGGAUGGCAGCUCGAGUAAAAAUCACGAUGGGGGCAACGAAGAUGGUACUGUCGAGCAAUUUACAUCAGUUUUAGAUCCUUGGGAUACGAGUGCGGAAUUACGGUCGGCAGCUCCAGAUCCUGAGGAUACGGAUUCGGAACACAAAUCCUCGCAGCCAGUUCGCCCAGAAGAUCAUUUCUUCGAUCCCAACUCGUCAGAAGAAAUGGAACAACCAUCGCUGGAAUCAACCGAUCACAGUUCGAUAGAAGUAGAAUACGUUGAUGAUGAAGUUGAAGAAGACCAGCCUCACGAAUCGGAAUGCAGCUUCACCGAAGUAGAGUAUGCGGAAGAUGAGAUGUCCGUUGAGGCCUCGGUUGGUGUCAACCAAAGCCCUAUCGAAGAUGCUGAGAAAAAUCAAAUUGAGGUAAAUCGUAAUGAUGUGGGUCGAGAAGUAUCCUUUCAAUCCCACAGACACAACAACGCAUCUGAAGGUCCUCCGGAAGUGUACGAAAAAGAGCCUAACGCGCAACGAGAGGCAAGUAUUACCAACAAGGAUUUGUUGAAUGAAAGGAACCCUUCAUCAUUUACGGUACCCAGCUUCUUCGAAGACAGCCAUAUUGAAGAUUUGGAAUCCAUUUCUGGAUAUGGAGAUUCUGUCCAACCAGAUUCGGCUGACAGCCAGUUGCGAGCAGAGGAUAUAAGCAAGAGCUCUCCUGAGAUAAGACAAGGCGAAGAUAGACGUCUAACCACAUCGACUGGUGACAGGCAUGGGUCAGAAUUGGUUGAAGGCUCAGUCUCCCACUCUACAUCUCGAUCGCCACAAAUCCUUCCUGCCUGUGGCCCUGACUCAUCACUAUCAUCUGUUGAGUCGGAAACGAGAGAGGAUUCCUACUACUCGCCAGAUCGCCAAUUAAUGAAGCGAGUAGAAAUCGAGCGGACACCUGGCUCUUCUAGCUCAGACGAGUCAUCCGACGAUGAAAUGAUCUUGGACUCUGUAGCUGAUCUUGGUGGAUUCCCUGUUGCUAAUGAUGAUUCGGAGCUAAUCCGUGGUGGAGGUGAAGACGACGUAGAGCAGCCAUCAUCUCCUUUGAAUGAUGAAAAUCUAGUGGAAGUAGCGAUGGGUGUUGUGGUGGACGAAGGUCCGACAGGAGACAUUGCAAUUUCUUUAGACGAAAGCGUCAGCAGCACUGGUAGCAUGAAGACGAGAUCAUUCGCAGAAGUGAUGGGCACUGCGCCUUUAGCAAGUAAUGCGUCAAAUGGCGAAGUCAAUGCAUCCAAUGCGAUUUUGCAGUUCGAAGAGACAGACCAGAAUAAACAGAAUGAUCCAUCGCAGGCGUUAUUAAGGGAUGCUGACGAGAUGAUCAAUGCACGCUACGGACAAUUGACAAACAAGCAUAUCCUUGAUUCUGUGCUCUCGUCGCGAGAGGCUAACGAAAACAACAAGAGACCCUCCGAAAGCAUCUUCUCAAAGGAAAAAGACUCACUGAUGGCAUCGAAUGGAAGACGCGACGAUCGUUCUCUCAUAUUUCCUUGGGAAAGAUGGGAACUAAGGAAACUGUUGUUGCUUUGGGCCGAUGGUCAUAACGUUGACAAAGCCCGUCUGCAUGAACUUGGAUUGUUGGAAAAGUGGAUGCGUUGCGAAGACUUGACAACAGAUGAAGCAAAGUAUGUCGAGGAUGUACGCAAAAGACGGAGAUUGCUUCAAGAUCAUUACAAAGGCGAAUUUCAAUUAAUUCUUCAAGGGGCGUCUUUGGGAGAGCUGGCGACUGAAGACCGCAUGAAUUAUUUGCAACUCUACGCUCGACGAGCUGUUGGUGACUUACUCACAUUAGACGAGGUCGAUGAACUGAAUUCGCUUGAGAAAGAAGACGAGGAGAUGAUAAUACGAGAGUUCAACGAAGGCAUGCUAUCAGCAUCAGCUAGAUUGCCAUUAAGUGGCGGACAUAUGGAAUCGCCUUCUGAAACGACAUCGACGGAGUCAACAAGAGCAUCAGAUCGCUUCUACAUGGAGGAAUUCGAAGAUAUCAUUGUUAAAUGCGAAAAUGGGGAGUCAGUCGACGAGAAACGCUUUGGCUACCUCCAGCUUUACGGGCGAAGUCGAAUAGGACAAGAACUCACCGCAGAUGAAAUGAGCCGGCUGCAAUCGUUUUUGGAUACUGAACGACGCGAGCGGCUGAGUUUUAGCAUCGAAGAGACGGACAUUAAAGCAGUCUUCCCUCCCCCUCCUCUGGAGACAAUCGAAUUGAUGAUUGAAACGAAAGACACUGUUCUCUCGGGGGAGAAUGUGCUAGGUCAGGAUGAACUUAAGAUGAAGAAAUUCCAUGACCUGAUAAGGCGAAAGUUGUUGAGUGUUCAGGCAUUCGACGAGGACAAUAUCGAUGCUGCGGUGGGCAAGGUGAUGCGAUUACCUAAGGCUCAAAUCAAAGUAGUUUUACAAAAUCCGCUCCUCGCAAGCUUGACAGCAACCACUGAAAGCACAAAAAACAAUCUGGAAGAAAACGAUGGUUAUUCUUCCGUCAGUAGUCGCCGUGGUAGUGAUAAUGGUGAUACCAGCGACGAUGACGACAAUGACGAAGCAGAAAAAUUGAGUCAAGACGAAAUGAUGAUGAGAAAAAUUCGCAGCAUGGUGAGGGAAAAGUUGUUGACUGCUGAGACAUUCAAUUUAGACAAUGUUGACACAACAGUUGACAAGUUGAUGAAGCGACCUAGGUCACAAAUCAGAACAUUCUUGCAGAAUCCCCUACCUGAAGACUUGACGGCACCCACCGAAGAAGAAAGCGAAGUUGAGCAUUCAGAGGAACCCGAAGCGUGCCGAAGUAGCAGCCCUGAGGACUCAGAAGUCAAUGAUGGUGACGAGGAAGGCGGAGAAAAGGAACUGAGUCAAGAUGAAAUCAUCAUGAACAAAAUUCGUAGCAUGGUGAGAGAAAAGUUGUUGACUGCUGAGACUUUCGACGAAGAUAACGUUGAUACUACAGUGGACAAGUUGAUGAAGCUACCUAGGCCACAAAUUAUAGCAUUCUUGCAAAAUCCGCUCCCUGAAGACUUGACGGCCACCAACAAAAAAGGCGAAGGCAGGCAAUCAGAGGAGUCCGAAGCGUGCCGAAGUAGCAGCUCCGAGGACUCAGAAACCAGUGAUGGUGACGAGGGAGGCGGAGAAAAGCAACUGAGUCAAGAUGAAAUCAUCAUGAACAAAAUUCGUAGCAUGGUGAGAGAAAAGUUGUUGACUGCUGAGUCAUUCGACGAAGAUAACGUUGAUACUACAGUGGACAAGUUGAUGAAGCUACCUAGGCCACAAAUUAGAGCAUUCUUACAAAAUCCGCUCCCUGAAGGCUUGACGGCCACCGACAAAAAAGGUGAAGACGGACAAUCAGAGGAUUCCGAAGCGAGCCGAAAUAGCAGUUCUGAGGACUCAGAAACCAGUGAUGGUGACGAGGGAGGCGGAGAAAAGCAACUGAGUCAAGAUGAAAUCAUCAUGAAUAAAAUUCGUGGCAUGGUGAGAGAAAAGUUGUUGACUGCUGAGUCAUUCGACGAAGACAACGUUGAUGCUAGAGUGGACAAGCUGAUGAAGCUACCUAGGCCACAAAUUAGAGCAUUCUUACAGAAUCCACUCCCUGAAGGCUUGACAGCACAGACUGGUCCCGUUGAAAGGAAUCAAAACGGUGACGGUGCCAAUUUGGAGGACUCCGCCAGUAGUCGUAGUGACGGUGAUGAUUCAGAAGGCGGCGAUGAUGAAGGCGAAGAGAAGGAAUUGAGUCAAGAUGAAAUCACCAUGAAUAAAAUCCGCAGCAUGGUGAGAGAAAAGUUGCUGACUGCUGAGACAUUCGAUGAAGAUAACGUUGAUGCUACAGUGGACAAGUUGAUGAAGCUACCUAGGCCACAAAUCGGAGAAUUCUUGCAGAAUCCGCUCCCUGAAGGCUUGACAGCACCCACCGUAGCCGUUGCAAGCAACCAAGAAGGUGACGGCGACUUUUGGGGAGAUUCCAUUAGUGGCCAUAGUGACAGAACAGAAGGUGGUGGUGGUGACGACGAAGGUGCAGCUAUGGAAUUAUCCAAGGACGAAGCCAAGAGGCAGAAUAUUCGAGACCUAGUGAAGCGAAAAAUGUUGUCGUCUUCAGAGGCAUUCGACGAGGAUUACAUCAACACCACGCUUGACAAAGUGAUGGAAUUGCCCCAGCAUCAAAUCGAGACCUUUUUCCCUGCAACAUUAGGUUCGCCCACAACAGCCCUCCGGAAACGCCUAGAAGCGGGACACGUUUCUUCGGAAGGUUCCAACACCGGCCACAGUAGACUUACUCUUAGUAGUUCUGAUAACUCAGAAUUGCGUGAUGGCGGCGACCAUGGGGAAGAGUUGAGCCUGGACGAAUAUACGAUGAAUAUAAUUCGAAACAUGGAGAAAUUCAAUCAGGUAAACAUGGACGAAGAGGUUGAUGUUGAAGUGAUUAGAUGCGACCGAGGAAGCCAUGAGGGUCAAUCAGAUCCCAGCAGUAGCCGCAAUCACAAUUUUGAUGACUCCGAAAGCGUUGGUAACGAUGACUCGAAGGCUGCGAUAGAUAAGCUAUUCGUUGCCAACACAGCCACAAGCAUCAAAAAGGACCAGUUUGAGACCGGUUUGGUCGAAGAAUCGACAACUGGCCACGAAAAAGGUCGCCCAAUCGCUACCGCACAUUUGAUACUGACUCAAUCUUCAGCAUCAAGCUCAACAUCAAAGUCAUCGUCUUCUUCGAGUUCUUCUUCAGCGUCGUCAUCCAGCAGAGAGUUUAUGGCUCCUUCUGAGAUCGAAUUCAUCAGUCGAGACUUUUCGGUCCCAUCACCUGAUGGAUCCUCUGCUGGUACUUCAACAAUGUCGGAUUCCUCGUCAUCAGAAUCAGACUCAAAUCCAUCAUCAAGUUCCGAUUCAAGUUCUUCAUCGUCUUAUUCUUCUGGAAAGGACAAAAAAUUUCAAAUUAGUUCUGCUGAGGAGACAAGGCAACCAUCAGCAGGAACAGCGCUUUUUGAAGAUGACGAAUUAAGCCCUUCAAUUGACGCCACAGAGUUGCUCCCAUUUGUCCAGCUGGACCUAUCAGUCACACCAGCAAUUCCGUACGGUAUCGAUUCAGAUUCAAGUUCAGAGUCAUCCGAUGAGUAUGGGUUUGACAAAGGCUCCUCGAAAUCGGCAUCACCGGAGAAUCCUUUUCAGCGCAACUGGAACGGGAAUCUCCCGUACCAGCAGUUGCAGGCAGCUGGCGAAGGAACCGUCGAAGAAGAUCGAUCGGACUCACCACAGGAAUCUUUGUCGUGGAUACGUACGCCAAGACAUCAAGCACAAGAAGACAAUGGUAUGCAGCAAAUUGCCCGCAUCCAAGAUUCCCCAAAGUCUACAGACUCAGCGAAAUCGCUUGAAUUCGAGACUGAGACUGACACUAGUACGUUUGCUCUCAAAGGAAAAAGAGACAUUGAUGGCGCACUACCUAUUUCUGGUGAAAGCAAGAAGCACAAGCAAACUCGAGAGUGCCCUUCAGAACAAUCACUUAGCACAAGUAGUGAGAGCUCGGGUUCAGCCGAACGUGAAAGCCGCUACGCUUCGUAUAGAAACUUUUUGAGCUCCACCCCAGAGAAGAGAAUUUGGUCGAGCGAGCUCCGAUUCUCCAAAGCUUCUCCAGAGAGCAGUGGCGAUAUGGUUGAUCGAGAUUUACCAACUCGAAAGGAUUCAAAGCUUGCUUUGGGAUCGUCACAACCUGACUCGCCCAGUGUUAGUACAAGAGAUGGUUCGAGUCUUACAGGAGACACUGAGGUUGCACAGGCGAUUUGCAACUCGAAUGGUAGCGCUCGGAUAAAGAAUUCUUCAUUCAUUGGAACAGAUAAAUCAGAGAAGACAGGACCGGCACUUGUUAACAAGAGUGCACCAAAAAGCCUAGACAUUGAUGCAAAUCGCAAAGAAAAUAGGAAUGUAACUUCAUUCUCUACGAUUUCCACAGAAUCCAUUUUGAAUGCAAAUGCAGAACAAUCUUCAAAGGAAGCGAGUUCGAUGAAACAAAGCCCCAAGAUUCGCUACUUACCUGAAGACAAUGACAUUGCGCGCCAUGUUUAUCUUGAUGGCCGCGCCAGCAACGGAGUGACAAUUGGGCAAGAAAAUUCGAACCAACAAUUCCAGAAAGCAAAAGAGCUUUUUUCAACGCUUCAAACCACUAGUCAGAGCAAGUCAUCACUCAAACCAAGUUUUCUUCGCAAACAAAGCUCCAAAGUUCAUUUCAUUCCUGAAGAAGAUGAUCAUGCAGGAAUGAUGUAUGGUAAUAGCAAGAUCAAAGACGGAGAUGAAACUAGACAAGAAACUUCAAACCCACAGUUCAAAGAAGCAACGGAACUAUUCAUGCCGCUUCAGAACAGAAGUCAAACCAUGCCAUCUCCUAAACCUGCUCUUCUCCAAGCGCAAAGCUCCAAAAUCACCUACAUCCCUGAAGAAGAUGAUCAUGCACGCAUGAUUUACCGUGGCGAACUGGAUAUUGCUGGUAAGCAGAUACAUAAUGAAACAGGUCUCCUUCGAGAAGAGAGCUCGAAAAUAAGGUAUAUCCCUGAAGAAGAUGCCGAAGCGCGGAAGGUGUAUCGAAUGGAUGAAUUCGAGAGCAAAAAAGACUCCCAAGCGAAAGAAUUGGAGUCUUUGGGGACACCAGAUGCAAAUCACUCUCCGCCGCCUCCGGAUCAACUUUCCACGAAAGACGACAGCCGGCUUAUCCAAUACAUCCCUGACGAGGACGACCACGCUAGAAUGAUCUAUCGCGGAGGCGAACUUGAGAGCGAGAAAGAGGUUAAGAGUCAAAGUGUUGAUAACACGGGCCCUUCUCCGUUUACAGCACACUUCCAAAGAACCGCAUUUCUACUGCCAGAAAGCAAAACGCCAAGAAAUCUUGCGUCAAACUCUGUCGUUACGUCUGAAACAUAUGGAGACUUUUCAAAAUCCAACAGCGCUCAAGAUAAAACUUCCGCCGCUGAAAGAGCAAUAUUAAAACAACGAAAACAAGCUGCUCAAGCCAUGGCAUCCGCAGCCCUUUCAAAGCUCAGCAAUCUCGCUCAUGUGGAAACCCAAACGACUGAGUCUCAACCUUUUGAGAUGAUGGCUACCCCUGAAAUACCAAGAAGGCAGAGCAUAGAAAGAUUUCACUUGUCACCCUUGCAUGUCCAAAACUUGGAUGUUUACACAGGGUCAGUAAUCGUUGACUCGUCAUCAUCUGACGACGAAGUCAUUGCCCAAGAGACAAAAGCAUCGUGGUCUUUGCUUUCGAUGUUCAAAUUGGGAAAGGCUAAGAAGGCCACAAAAAAGAAGAGAAGACGGGCGAGAAAACAGAAGAUUGAGACCAUUUCUGGUGCAAUUGCAGAUAUUCAAAGGGAAGAAUUCAAGAGGAAUAGUCCACCGAAGGCAGGACAAUCUAACGACGUUGGAGAGGAACUCAAGAAAAAAUUAGGAAACAUCGAACUCCGCCAUGUACAUGACUUGAAAAAAAGGGAUCCAACUCGAGGACAUCCACCAAGUUUGAUUUCGAUGCAAGGUGACCCGAAAAGCACUUUGGAAAGUGUUCAACUCCGAUCAGUGCCAGCGCCUCAGCACAAGGAUAUUUCGACCACAGCAAAACCAAACAUAAUGCAGGGUGAAUUGCAGCAAAAAAUGACAGAGAUCAAAUUCCGUGCUGAAUCCGUCCCCAAACGAGACAGUGUUUCAAACACAGUGAAGCCGCUUUCGAUGGAAGAUGAGCUGAAGAGCAAAUUGGCCAAUAGGCAACUCCGCUCUGUACCCAAGCAAGAGAGCCCAAGAAGCGCUUCGAAACCGAUUUCACUGGAAGAUGAGCUCAAGAACAAGCUGGCUAAUCGACAACUCCGCCCUGUGCCCAAACGAGAGCGUCCAACAAACGCUGCGAAACCGAUUUCACUGGAAGGUGAGCUCAAGAACAAGCUAGCAAAUCGACAACUCCGCCCUGUGCCCAAACGAGAAAGUCCAGCAAGUAAUACAGCGAAGCCAAUCUCAAUGCAAGAUGAGCUCAAAUACAAGCUAGUCAAGAGGCAAGCCCACUCCGAAUAUGUCCCAAAUCAAGCAAGUCCAAUAAAUGCAAAAAAGCCAAUCUCAAUGCAAGACGAGCUGAAGAACAAGUUGACCAACCGGCAACUCCGCUCUGAACCGCCACCAAAAGCAAAAGUUUCUCAGAAACAGGAACCAAAGCGGAUGGUGCAACUUAGGCCGACAAAAUUGAAAACAAAUGUUGCGGCCAGCAUGCCUGCCGAUUCUCCACUGGAUGAUUCUCCCUUAUCAUAUGAUGCGGAUGUAGAAGAUCAAAAGAAGAAUUUCAUGUCGAGCAGCAUAGCAAGAAAAAAGGUGGUACACUUCCAAUUGCCUUCCAAUUCGGCUGCAAAGCCGUCAAUGCAGUUGAGCGAUCCUGUAACAGUUCCAAAUCAUACAAGCGCCAAGGCUCGUUUAACGAGCCAAGGUGCAGAAUCGCACUACGACGUGGAGGCCACACAAUACAGCAACUCCUCAGGGACACAAAAUAUGGAAUCACCGUCGGUCUCUUCUAGUGAAUCGUCACCAUUUGUGGGUUGGUCGCCAAGUCGUUGCACAACUUUCUGGCAAUUACUUGUCCGAACUCUGGUAUGCCUACUUCUCUUGGCAGCGAUUGCGAUCCCAGUGUACUUUUUGCAGUUCCAUGACAGGAAUGUGCCCGAAAAGGAUAUUGGUCUUCUCAAUCUAUUCCCCGCAUCAGAAUUUGCUGCAACCGAAAGUCCUCUGAGCUCCAAUAACACUGCAAAUGCUGUCGUCGAACGAAACAACAUCUUUUCGCACUCGUUCCGAAACGAUCCAUGA